AUGGCGGAAAUGACAAAGGAGUUACUGGUUGCCGCGUGCAAAAAUAACGGCGGCUAUGCGGCUCCUCGCCUCAACGAUCAGUUGUUCCUUCAGUGUCGAGGGUUUCUGCGCAUUGAAAAUCUCGAGGAUUACGUGAACCUUAAGGUCUUGUGGCUAGAGCAAAAUGCCAUCACUGAGCUCACUGGUCUGGAGACGUUGCAGCAAUUAGUGUCUCUUUUUGUUCAAAAUAACACAAUUACUUCUCUUCGUACACUUGCGGUUUUGAGUAACUUACGUGUUCUUAAUGUUUCUCAUAACUACUUGACUUCCCUUGCCGGCAUCGCUCAGUCAUGCGGGCAACUAGAGACACUUCAAGUCUCGCACAACCGUAUAUGCAGUCUGGAUGCCUGUACCGAACUGUGGGAACUUAAGAACACCCUGACCAGCGUGGACCUUUCUUUCAACAAGAUUGAGACGGACGAGGGAAAUCUAGGCCCAGUGGAAUUCUUUACACAUCUUUCAAAUGUGAGUGUAAUUUACCUUCAUGGCAAUCCCACGAUUUGUGGAUUGAAAGGUUACCGGCGUCAGAUGGUUUUGUCUCUUCCUCAGUUGACGUACUUGGAUGAGCGGCCCGUUUUUCCAGAGGAACGCCGUUGUGUGGAGGCAUGGGGUGCUGGCGGAGAGGCGGCUGAGAAACAGGAACGUGCGGCGAUUCAAGAGGAGAAAAAGAAGCACCUGGAAAGUUGCGUGAGAGUUUUCUCUGAUCGUAUGGAAGAGAACCGCGCUGUUCGUGAUAAACUGACGAAACAGUGGGAUGAAAAACGUGCAUUGGAGCUGGAACGUUUGAAGAACAUGCGUCGCGAGUUUCGCACCCAGCAGGAGGGAAUGAUACUCAUGGAAGAGCGCUGCAGGCUUUCUGUGGUUGAUGCCGAAGUGGCUUCGCGUCUUGGCAUCGAGGAGGGCUUCCGCGCCGCAAAGAUCCCCCUGGACGCCUCAGAGAGGGCACACCGCAAAGCCUACGACCACGAGAAGGCGGUCGAAGCCGUGCGGGAGGAAGCGCUUAAAGAGAUUGAAGAGGAAUUUCAACAGCAACAGUCAGAGCAUGAGGUUGCGCAAAAUUCUACUUUUGGUUUGUUGAUGUCUGACGAAGAGAUGCUGCAGGAGAUGGAGGAGGAAAUACUGCGCGUGCUGGAGCCUCUUGGCGGGGCUCAUCAGUUAAGCCGAACGACGUUGAAGAUGACGCGUGCGGUGGAUGCUGUGACCACCCGCCUGUGUGGGGGAAAAAAAUGCUCGGCAUCAUCGCAGCGGCUGCGACUCUGGGAAAAGUUUGCUCUGUGGGAGGAGGGUCGUGUGAAGCAGUAA
This is a messenger RNA of Trypanosoma cruzi, 1341 nucleotides long. RefSeq lists its product as uncharacterized. The record is from RefSeq and is a predicted model, not a curated record. Gene Ontology annotation, molecular function: protein binding. NCBI's taxonomy places the organism in Eukaryota, Euglenozoa, Kinetoplastea, Trypanosomatida, Trypanosomatidae. The transcript has a single exon. Bases 1 to 1341 code for a protein of 446 amino acids.